This is a messenger RNA of Strongylocentrotus purpuratus (purple sea urchin), 2345 nucleotides long. RefSeq names its product HSPB1-associated protein 1 (gene hspbap1). The record is from RefSeq and is a predicted model, not a curated record. The coding region runs from base 1 to 1806 and encodes 601 amino acids. Lineage: Eukaryota; Metazoa; Echinodermata; Echinoidea; Camarodonta; Strongylocentrotidae. Gene Ontology annotation, molecular function: 2-oxoglutarate-dependent dioxygenase activity. The transcript is spliced from 7 exons.
AUGGCAGCUUCCACAAAACGUCGAGGAUUGACUGAACCCACAGUCAUUAAAGACAUAACCAAGUCAUGGCCAUGCUUUCGUUGGGAUGUCGAAGAUUUAUCAGAAUUACUUGGAGAUGAUAAAAUCCGCUUUCGUUUAGGUCGGAAAAACGUCGAAGGUUCGGGUUUUGAAUUUGAGGGAGAUUGCAUUUAUGAGGAAGCUACAAUGAAAGAUUUUUGUAAAUGGUGUCGACAGAACUCCACUGAAGCAGAUGACCUGCCGCAAACUAUAUCAUGUAUGUCACCAUCUAUAGAAUCGGACAGUGAUUGUAUAGACGACCCCAAGGUACACGGGUUAAAGCACAGUGAAGAAAGUGCACAUCCUACUAGUGAGGGGUCGUCAAAUCCAUUGAUGUUCUACGACAGAUCUCGUUACUGGUGCUAUGCAGAUUACAAACAUAUGAAACAGCUCUUCAAGAAUUGCCCUAGUGUUCUAGAGGAUGUGAGGUGGAGGGAUUUAGGCUUUGACCGUGAUGGAGGUCAAAGUACUAUAUGGAUAGGCAGCGAGGGUGCUAACACUCCUUGUCAUCAGGAUACAUACGGAUUCAACCUAGUGGCUCAGAUACGAGGCAGGAAAAAAUGGCACCUAUUUCCCCCAUCCCAGACGGAGCUGAUGUACCCAACCAGAAUCCCAUACGAGGAAUCAAGCGUAUUCAGUCAGGUCAAUGUGAGGUCACCAGACCUCCAGCAUCAUCCCAAGUUUGGCAGAGCUACACCUUAUGUAGCAGUCUUACACCCCGGAGACAUUCUGUUUGUUCCCAAAUCUUGGUGGCACUUUGUGGAGAGCUUGGAUACAUCUAUUAGCAUAAACUGUUGGAUGGAUUUGGAAAGUGACCAUGUAAGUCGCGUUGAUGAGGCCAUCGCUCGAACUCUGGUUUGCGGCUUGAUGUCGCUGGAAGGACAUGAAGCUGAUGAUCAGGAAAGCGUCGCUCGAUGGCUUAAUCCCACAGAGGAGGCUACAAGCGCAAGUACCAAUUUGGCUUUGCUUGGUGAUGCAGUUGAUGCAGCCUUUACACAUUACUCAAAAACAUCACACGAGAUGGAGGAAAACAUGCCAGAAGCCUUGAUAAAUCUAAAAGAAGGAGAUCCUUCUUUGAGACACUGCCAAGCUAGCAAGAGAAAUACCUUAAAGGAACAGUUUCAAAGAAAUGUUGAUUCCGAUGAAAAGAAUGGGGGUGAUGCGAGUGUAAACAUGGGUGAGAAAGCAUCACACGUUGAGGCGAUGAAUCUAGGAAACACCAAGGGAAUGUCCAGUUACCAACAAACAUCUCAUUCCUAUUAUCCUUCUACCCUUUCAACGCCUCCUAUUACGACAGACCCCAUUGAUGAUGGCAGGUCCACCCAAGGCCUUCUUGUCGAUUCAGACUCCACUUGCGUGAAGCCGGGUGGUGGGCAGAGUGGAAUGGAGGGUAAGGACCGAGGGCAAAAUCAGUCGAACUCUGUCAAACGAAUUAAGCUUUGUGACAAUGUUACCAUACCCGGGAGUGGGAUGAUGGUUGCUAGGCAGUCGGUGUUCCCUGUUCCCUGCCAUGGGUCUGUUACCCAGCUUACCGCAUCACGCAGAGCUAAUGACUGUGCUAAUUUGAAAAUUGAGCAAGAGACCGGCGUGCCCUCCAGCGCUACGCUUGAGACUUCAGAUUCAUUUGUUGAUGUUACCAUGGCAACACUGGUUGAAUGCUUGACACAGCCAAAUAUAAUUGCUUUACUGAGGGAAGGACUGCUAGAGAAGGUGCGGGAUAAACAACAAACUAGAACACCUGAUGAUUAGUGGAGGAAAUAAAUUUCAUCAAUCUUAAUAAUUACUGCUAGUAUUACAUGUAUCUCUGGGAUACUGCGAGUUGGGAUAUCAUACACAACUCUUUAUUAUGAGAAAUUAUUCUAUUUUUAUAGCUUUUCAUUUUGACUUUGCAAUAGGGAAAAGAUAUUCUCAGAACUCGGCCUAUUUCAAGUAUCAGGGUAUACAUUUGAUUUGAUUUGAUAUUUUGAUGUGAUUUUGAUUGGAUGUGAUGUUGUGAGAUAAUUCAACAUAACAACUUGCUGUUGUGAUGUUGAAUAAUCUUGGAUUUUUAGAUGAAGAUUUUAAGUUACGGAUGAUUUGAUAGAUUUAUGCAAAAUCAAAAAAUUCAAAUUUUUGGGAAAAGGUCAUAUACACUUUUGAGAGAAAAUGUUAAUUGCACUAGGAUUCUAAUUUUUAAUUAUCAAGAAACUUAAUGGGCGAUUAAUUGAGCAUGUAUGACGUCUGCAGUUUCUUUCCUUGUAGGAGUUCUUCGAAUGAUAAUUUAAAUAUCCUCAAUUAAUGACAUUAUA